Adineta ricciae is the source of this 753-nucleotide messenger RNA. The record is from the annotation of a GenBank genome assembly. Lineage: Eukaryota; Metazoa; Rotifera; Eurotatoria; Adinetida; Adinetidae.
AUGACGUGUCCGGUCAUUGCUGAUAAAGUCGAUUUUCAACGACAUUUGAAUGGAUGUGAACGGCUUAUCAACGAUCUAAGUAAAUCAAUUCAAGCGAUUGAAAAAUUCGCUCAAAAACUACUCAUAAACCGCACAGCAUCAGAACAGGAAACGUAUUUCGAUGAAUUAAAUAACAUUACAUCUCAACUCGAACAUCUCUAUUCAUCAAUGUCAACAUUAGAUCAAUCGUCAUACGCUGUAAAUAGCAGAAAACGUCUCGAUGUUAUAAAAUGCAAUUUAGAAAAAACUCGAAUCAAAUUCGAACAAAUUCAACAAUACGCUCGCAUCGCAUUCGGUUAUCACUACGAACCAAAUCAAUUCGAAUCGAUUUCUUCAGAACAACAAGAACAACUGAUGAAAUUAAUCGAAAAGAGUCCGUAUGAUGAACAAAUGGAGUUGAAUCUGAUAAACCAACGCACGAUAACCGUGUCGACUUUAGAAGACGAUCUAACCGACUUACGCGAAACAUUUAUCGAUAUUGGCAAUAUCAUUCAUCAGCAAGGAACAACAAUAAACGCCAUCGAACAAUCAUUGACAGUGGCAGAUGAAAUGGUUUAUAGUGCGAAAGAAGAAAUCAAGACUACUGUGAAUAACAAAAAACGUUCGAAUCGAAUCAAAUGGAUUCUACUUGCGAUUGUCAUUAUUACUUGUCUACUUUUAAUCAUUAUCAUAUAUUUCUCGUUGAAAUUAGCUUCGCCUUUUCGGGCAAAAUAA